Molecule: messenger RNA, 249 nt
Organism: Meloidogyne enterolobii
Lineage: Eukaryota; Metazoa; Nematoda; Chromadorea; Rhabditida; Meloidogynidae
Source: the annotation of a GenBank genome assembly
AUGGGCAUUAUCCCCGAUAAUGGCUAUCAUAGAGACUCGAAUCAAUCAGCAAUUGCUUUAAAAUUUCUACGCUGGCUUGCACACAAGACAGGUCUUCAAGUUCAACAUCAAGAAAGUCCAGAAGGAGAAAAAAGGGUGCGCGUUUCUGAUGGAAGUAUUUUGCGUCUCGAUGGGUAUAUUAAAAACAUUGGAGGAGUAGACCAAGCUAUUGAAUUUUUGGGAUGUGCAUGGCACGGGCAUGAAUGGUAA